Molecule: messenger RNA, 1117 nt
Organism: Puntigrus tetrazona (Sumatra barb)
Lineage: Eukaryota; Metazoa; Chordata; Actinopteri; Cypriniformes; Cyprinidae
Product: ribonuclease P protein subunit p25-like protein
Biological process (GO): tRNA 5'-leader removal
Cellular component (GO): ribonuclease MRP complex
Molecular function (GO): RNA binding
Source: RefSeq, a predicted model, not a curated record
GGUCAGACCGCGGCGCGCUCGUCGCCUCUCGCCACCGGCUUUAAGAAAGUGUGUCGGAUCGAGGAGGACGGCUCGUGUCCGUUCCCGGGCCCCGGCGGUGUGCUGGAGAUGAGGGUGAAGGAGGGCAGCAAGAUUCGCAAUCUGAUGGGUUUCGCCAUGGCGCGCAUGCAGAGCGACGCCCCGAGCGCCGGGCUGAGGCAGGUCGUGUUCGCCGGCUCCGGCCGCGCCGUCACCAAGACCAUCACGUGCGCCGAGAUCAUGAAGAGGAAGCUCGGGGGCCUCCACCAGAUGACCAAGCUGCGGUACAAGGGUCUGAGAGAGGUCUGGGAGAGCCAGGAGGGAGGCGACUCGGAGGUGACCGUCCACCGGACGCUCCCGUCCAUCAGCAUCCUGCUCUCCAAAGACCCGCUGGACCCGCUGGAGCCGGGCUACCAGCCUCCGGAGAACGGCUUGUGGGACGAGAGGAACGGAGGGGAGGCUUCGCAGGCGGCCGAGAAACGAUCUGUGGACUCGCCUGAGACUCCCAGCAAGCCCCAGGCCAAGAGAAUCUGUCUCUGAGGAGCUGAACAAUGCACUCUUAUAGAAAACGGUGCCAUAGAAGAACCUUUAACAUCUGAAGAACCUUUCUGUUGCACAAAAGCUUCUUUGUGGCGAACGGAGGUUCUUCAGAUUAGAAAAAGGUAAGAAAGAGAAGAGACUGAAUGCUUCUUCUAUGGCAUCCCACGAGAGUGUAAGAACAUGUUAGUUCAUAGCUUGAUUUGGGAUUUCAAAUCCAGGUUUUGAGCAUGAAGUUGAAUUCUUAGAUGCAAUCAGACCAGCGUUUCCCGGAAAUGCAUGAACCGAUUAAAAAAAACGGAAUGCAUCGGUCGUUUUUUCGCUAUUUAUUUAAACAUUCUUUGGUGGAAACCGGUCUGAUGGAGGUGAUUCAAGAUGCUUGUUCCGCUGGAAAGACGCUGAUGAAGACCACGUUAAGGUGGAGCUGGAAAGCUGACCGGCCAACACAAAUAAACAUUCACAUCUCCGGCUUGAUUUAAAGCCAGGUUUUGAGCAUGCAGUUUCAUUGUUCCCUGGAAAUGAACCGAUUAAAAUAAAACGCGACCGCUGUUGCUCUGCAAAA